CGACUGCCCGUUCGUGCUAUUCUUACUCUCGGUAAGUACUUUCCUGGGUUACCUACCAUUUUAUUAUUGUCACUUGACUAUCUUGUUUUAACGAUUGGAGUGAACCCCUUUUCUAAACGACAUGAAGUUAUUCUUACAACUUGUAGAACGCUCGAGAAGCAUUCCACGGCCUUGCCGAAAGAAAAGAAAAGAAAACAAAUAACAGGGGAUAUAUUAUCAUGAUAAAAAACCUCGAAUCCAGUUGGCUACCCAAUAAAAUAAAUAUGUAUACUACUACUAGUAGUACUGUUAGAAACUAGAGGUACCUAGGUGGGCAGGUGAAAAGUAUGCCACCGCACAGGGGUUAAACGACACACAAAUGGCGUUGUUCCUUAGGUACCAGGAUCCAUCUAUUCAGAUUGACCGAGUUCGGUUGCUGGAGUCCAAGAACACCUAAUACUUACUUACGUUCACUACCCAACCUUAGUAACUAAAACGAGAGGGCCCCAUCAACUAAGAUCCCAUCGCGAAUAGCCACGAAUUUUCUGCUCCUUACCGAGAACACGCACGAUGCAGCUGUCUCCAAUGGCCCGGUUUUUGCCUCCCAUAUCAUUAAUACCGGGCAUCCGCCCCCAUGUUGUUCGUUUCGACGCAACAACUUCUUCGUCUCUGGUCAAAAAAUAUUGAACAUGGCCUAUGCAAAAUACAUCGCUCGCAUGACCCUUCGCAGCUCUGACACCAGCGACACCUUUCCAGAACGACAUGUUCUAGACACCCCGCCAGAGUCCAGCGUGCACCCUGAAGUUGUCAGCAGGGAUGAUACUCCCGAUGAUAAGGCCAAGCCUAUUAGAAGGCGACCGAGACGCCGCUCCGAGAGCAUCGACGGGUACGAGAUGAGGGACCGCUAUUGGGAGGCCAUGGAUAUCAUUGAUCGAGACCUAAGAGAAGCUGCCAAGGCGCCAGCAGUCUGGGAUUACGUUUACGAUCCCAUAUGCCUCCCGCCAUCUGGAAGUGCGAGAACACCAGCUAUACGACAACUUGGAGGCCUAUCAAUUCGAAGAGCCUGGAGGCGGCGCAACAGUCGUGAAAAACCUGAUGCGAGCUCAGCCCGCACCGUCGAGGCCAUCAUGCUGUAUGAGAGGGGCAUGAUGCUCUCCCAGCAGUCGCGGUGUACUUAUUGCCAGCGGGGUCAGGGGAUCUCGCCCGGAUGUGUUGUUAUGGAUGCUGAAUGGGAACCUCGGGAACCUCGGGACCCGAGUAUAGCUGGCGGUACUGUGGAGCUGAAGUCAACAUGCAGCAACUGCCUGUACGCGGGGCGGACGGAAGAAUGCCGCACGCAAUUACCCUCCCCGGCACCGAGUCAGCCUUCGCGGACAAACACUCCAACGCCAAAUCAUCCUUCGAGAACACACACGCCAAGCCAAAUGAGGCGGUCCUUCGCCUCAACCCCAGACCACCUGGAAGUACUUGACUUGGUGGAAAAGACGCUGAGAGCGAAGAGGGGAAAUGGGGGAAAUGACGGCCUCUCCCGGGCAAGACAGAUCGAGCUAGCGGCUUUGGAAAUCGCACAAGCAGCGCAUGAAUGGGGGCUAGGGGGUGGGGAGAAGCGCCGAAAGAACAUCGACCCGGUAGGAGAUUCGACGGAUUGACAUCGUCUAGAUCUGGAAUCUAAUUAUUUGCAUCGUUGGUAAUACCAUCAUUAUCCUGCCGAAACGAAAAAACGAAUGAACGAGCAAGUCCAUUCAUUCUUACCCUAGAGAAUUAAAAAAAAAUAACGGAACUAGAAGGGCUUUGGGGAGAGUACUGACGGCAUGUUGGUGCACUUCAUGCAUCCCAUGAAGAAUCUGAUAAUGACUAAAACAAAUUAAUAUGUAAUAUAGCAGCAUACUUACUACUUAGGUACCUACCUAACCUUAGAUAAGGUACCUAUCAAAUCGAAUUGUACUAGCGGGCUUUGAAUAGUUUGGC
This is a messenger RNA of Hypoxylon fragiforme, 1947 nucleotides long. RefSeq lists its product as uncharacterized. The record is from RefSeq and is a predicted model, not a curated record. The transcript has a single exon. NCBI's taxonomy places the organism in Eukaryota, Fungi, Ascomycota, Sordariomycetes, Xylariales, Hypoxylaceae. Bases 669 to 1628 code for a protein of 319 amino acids.